UACACACUGUAAGACGUAGUCCAUUCGUCAUCGUUGUGGUAUCAAUGGCGUCAUCUGCGAUCAGAGCUUGGUCCGGGAGGCCAAUUCUCGCACCGGCCAGCUCGUGCUAUCGAGCUCUGCUUUCGACUCACCGAUUCACGGCCUCCGAUUCGCUGCACGGAAAUGGAAGGCCUUCCGAGUUCACUCGCUGGUCGCGAUCUAUGGCCACAUACGCCCGAACAAAGCCACAUGUGAAUGUUGGUACCAUUGGACAUGUUGAUCAUGGGAAAACUACAUUGACUGCUGCAAUCACAAAGGUGCUUGCAGCAGAAGGGAAAGCCAAGGCUAUUGCAUUUGAUGAGAUUGACAAGGCUCCUGAAGAGAAGAAGAGAGGGAUUACUAUUGCUACAGCCCAUGUGGAGUAUGAAACUGCCAAGAGACACUAUGCCCAUGUAGACUGUCCGGGACAUGCAGACUACGUCAAAAACAUGAUUACUGGAGCUGCUCAAAUGGAUGGGAGCAUCCUGGUGGUAUCUGCUCCAGAUGGGCCCAUGCCAGAAACAAAGGAACAUAUUUUGCUUGCCCGCCAGUUGAUGCUGUUGAUGACAGAGCUACUUGAACUUGUUGAGACGGAAAUUCGUGAGUUGCUCAACUUCUACAAGUUCCCUGGAGAUGAAAUCCCAAUUAUCAGGGGUUUAGCUUUGUCUGCUCUACAGGGGAAAAAUGAUGAACUUGGAAAAAAUGGUAUUUUAAAACUAAUGGAUGCUGUGGAUGAAUACAUAACUAAUCCUGUACGCCAGCUUGACAAGCCUUUCUUGAUGCCAAUUGAAGAUGUUUUUUCAAUUCAGGGACGUGGAACUGUUGUUACUGGUGGUAUUGAACAAGGUACCAUCAAAGUUGGUGAGGAUAUUGAAGUUUUGGGAUUGAUGCAGGGUGGGCCCAUAAAGACUACAGUCACUGAUGUGGAGAUGUUUAAGAAAAGCUGACUACAGUCACUGGUGUGGAGAUGUUUAAGAAAAGCUUGGAUAAUGGACAGGCUGGUGAUAAUGUGGGCCUUCUUUUGCGUGGUUUAAAACGUGACGAGGUACAAUGUGGCCAGGACAAAGAUUUGCUUUGAGAGAAGGAGGUAGGACUGUUGAUGCAGGGGUUGUCUCUAAAGUAAUUGGCUAAGAUACGAAAACCAUUUUACAGCAAUAAUUUCGUGCCUCGCCCUUUGCAGCAAGAUAUUAACAGAUGAGAGGAUACCUUUUUAUAGAGUAAGAUCAUUUUCUGGUGUCGGUGACAUGCAGUCCCUAGGACAAUAGCUUUAGUCACGACUAGAAAGUAACUUCAUUGCACUUUCAACUAGCGAGUGAAUUGUUGUGCUGUGCCGGCUCAAGCCAACAGUACCAGAGAAAACAGCAAAGUUUUCCAGCUCUGAUGUGGUCUCUGUGACGCCCUCCAGCUCCUUCUUCAUUCCCU
Diospyros lotus (date-plum) is the source of this 1440-nucleotide messenger RNA. Its product is annotated as elongation factor Tu, mitochondrial-like. The coding region runs from base 45 to 965 and encodes 306 amino acids. Gene Ontology annotation, molecular function: GTP binding; GTPase activity; translation elongation factor activity. The transcript is spliced from 12 exons. Gene Ontology annotation, biological process: mitochondrial translational elongation. The record is from RefSeq and is a predicted model, not a curated record. NCBI's taxonomy places the organism in Eukaryota, Viridiplantae, Streptophyta, Magnoliopsida, Ericales, Ebenaceae. Gene Ontology annotation, cellular component: mitochondrion.